This is a messenger RNA of Capsella rubella, 2094 nucleotides long. Its product is annotated as probable inactive receptor-like protein kinase At3g56050. Gene Ontology annotation, molecular function: ATP binding; protein kinase activity. Gene Ontology annotation, biological process: protein phosphorylation. The transcript has 6 exons. The record is from RefSeq and is a predicted model, not a curated record. Lineage: Eukaryota; Viridiplantae; Streptophyta; Magnoliopsida; Brassicales; Brassicaceae. The coding region runs from base 282 to 1775 and encodes 497 amino acids.
UUAUCGGGGCCAAACCACGGGGACACGCGCUUUAAAAUUAAAAAAAAACUCUAAAGUUGAAAAGUCAUGUUCUUCUUUCUAAUCGUCUCCUCCGCCAUGCGAACUCAAAACUCUAAACCUCUCUCUCUCUUCCUUCUUCUUCUUCUUUUAGCUUAACUUUUUGAUUUCUUUUUGUUCUUCAUCUUCCAAUCUAGCCGUAUCAGAUUCAAAUCGAGCCUUUGGUAUUUCCAGCUUCCGGUGUCGUUGAUUAGCUUCCUGCUUCCACUUGUCGUCUUCUCACAAUGAGUGAUAACUGGAAAUUUGUUCGAUUAACUCUUCCAAAUCGUACUCUCCUGUUUCUUCUGGUGAUUUUGAGCUUCGGUUCUUGCUUUUCGUUGACAUCUCAUGGUGUGGGUUAUCUGGAUUUUGUGACGAAAGAUCUGUUGUCAGAUGGAGAUGCCGAGGAUUUGAGAGCAGUUGGUUUUCACAGGAAAUUACUUGGCCGUUUUCGUAACCCGUACACCCAUUUGAAUAGCUACAAGAACCGCCCUGUGGCAAGAGCUACAUCUCCGUCAUCUUCUCCGAGAACUAAAGCUACUAAAGCCUCAACGUUGCCUCCACCGCCAAAAAGUUCUCCUGCACUACAUGUUUCUGCUCCACCUCCUCUUGUGCCCCAUUUGAAUUUUCCUAUCCUAAGAGGAAGCUCCAAAAAUUCUUCAAACAACACGGUUCCUAUAGUGGCUGGCUGCUUAGGCGGUGCUGUGUUUAUCCUCCUUUUAGCAACUGGUGUCUUCUUUUUCAAGAGUAAGGCUGGGAAAUCUGUGAAUCCUUGGCGUACAGGUCUUAGUGGACAGCUUCAGAAAGUGUUCAUAACUGGUGUCCCCAAACUCAAAAGAUCUGAGAUUGAAGCUGCCUGUGAAGAAUUCAGUAAUGUCAUUGGGUCUUGUCCCAUUGGCACUUUGUUCAAAGGGACACUAUCUAGUGGGGUGGAAAUAGCUGUGGCUUCUGUUGCUACCGCGUCUGCCAAAGAAUGGACUAAUAACAUCGAAAUGCAGUUCAGAAAGAAGAUCGAAAUGUUAUCCAAGAUAAACCACAAGAAUUUUGUCAACCUUCUUGGUUACUGUGAAGAAGAUGCACCUUUCACUAGGAUCUUGGUCUUUGAAUAUGCAUCAAACGGAUCAGUUUUUGAACAUCUACACUAUAAAGAGUCAGAGCACUUGGACUGGGUAAUGCGGCUAAGAAUAGCAAUGGGCAUAGCAUAUUGUCUUGACCAUAUGCACGGGCUCAAACCACCUGUAGUCCACAGCAGUCUUCUCUCGUCAUCAGUUCAACUGACAGAGGACUACGCAGUCAAAAUUGCAGAUUUCAAUUUCGGGUACCUAAAAGGCCCAUCAGAGACAGAGAGCAGCACCAAUGCACUCAUAGAUACAAACAUUUCAGAAACGACACAAGAAGACAAUGUUCACAGCUUUGGGUUGCUGUUGUUCGAAUUGAUGACUGGAAAACUCCCAGAGUCAGUUAGGAAAGGCGACUCAAUAGAUACUGGUUUGGCUGAUUUCUUGAGAGGAAAGACUUUAAGGGAGAUGGCGGAUCCAACAUUGGAGAGUUUUGAUGAGAAGAUUGAGAAUAUAGGCGAAGUGAUCAAAAGCUGCAUAAGGGCAGACCCGAAACAGAGACCGACAAUGAAGGAAGUGACAGGGAGAUUACGGGAGAUCACAGGAUUAUCACCAGACGAUGCGAUUCCAAAACUUUCAGCUCUCUGGUGGGCAGAACUGGAAGUGCUGUCAACUGCGUGAAGAGACUAGUACUACUUUGCUUCACAACAAAUCUGUAAGUAUUAAUAUGACGAUUGUGUGAGGUUUUUUUGAGUCUCUUUUGAAGCUCCUUGCUUCUCUUUAGGCUGCUUUCAUCUAUAUAUAUAUAUAUAUAUAAAUCUAUGGAACUUAGUUUAUAUAACGGCUUAAAGAAUCCAGUGGAUCCAUUUGCUGUUAUAUGUCGUAAACAGAACAUAUGCGAGAUCACGGUAAGACCCCUUUUUUGGUGUGCAUAAUGUUGAUGGUGUUUGUAAUUAGUUACUAUGUUCUUUUAAUUGUUUAAUCAUCAGUUUCUGAAGUA